Messenger RNA from Guyanagaster necrorhizus, 1579 nucleotides. RefSeq names its product FAD-binding domain-containing protein. Gene Ontology annotation, molecular function: oxidoreductase activity; FAD binding. Bases 47 to 1513 code for a protein of 488 amino acids. NCBI's taxonomy places the organism in Eukaryota, Fungi, Basidiomycota, Agaricomycetes, Agaricales, Physalacriaceae. The transcript has 11 exons. The record is from RefSeq and is a predicted model, not a curated record.
AUUUUGCUAUGGAGAGUAUCCCUUUUUUUUUUCCGAAUUUUCCUAAAUGAUUUGGAUAACACUACUCUGGGCGACUCUCCUGACGGCUGUCGUUUCUCGACCAGAAGAGAGACGAGGAAACUUGGCCGUCUGCGAAACCAUUUCCCGUGCAAUUUCGUCUACCAGCGAUGUUUAUUAUCCGGGAGAGCUGACUUACCUAAGGGAUAUCUACCACUGGGCUAUCUCCAGCACCCAAUAUUCUGCGUGCACCGUUGAGCCUGGUACUGCAGAAGACGUUGGCAUUAUUCUUCGAAUACUCUCGUCUACUCAGACGCCGUUCGCAGUCAAAGGUGGGGGUCACGCGUCCAAUCCAGGAUUCUCUUCUACGACGGGAGUGCACAUAUCCAUGUACCUUUUUUCAGAAGUGACAUACGACCCUGCGUCAGAAACCGUGGUUAUCGGUUCUGGCUUGAUAUGGGACGACGUGUACGAGUCUCUUGCACCACAUGGCGUAAACGUUGUAGGUGGGAGAGUUACUGGUGUCGGUGUAGCGGGAUUUAUUCUCGGUGGAGGCUUCUCAUGGUUGACCAAUCAGUACGGCUUAACUAUCGAUACUGUUGUGGCGUAUGAACUCGUGAAGCCCAAUGGCGAGAUAGCUACAGUGACAGCAAAUUCUGAUGCUGAUCUCUUUUUCGCUCUCAAGGGCGGACUCAAUAAUUUUGGCAUUGUGACAAGAUUCACGCUGAGGACUUUCCCUCAAGGUCAAGUAUGGGGUGGACUAAUAACCUACACGCAAGAUCAUCUCUCUGAAGUGAAUGCCGUCGCAGUGAAAUUCGCAAAUGAUGUCACGGAUCCUAAAGCUGCGAUAAUCACUACCUACAAUUUUCUGCUUGGACAGCCUGGAGUCUCUCAACUACUGUUUUACGACGGGCCUACUCCUCCCGAUGGCAUUUUCGAUGAUUUCCUUGCGAUACCUCACUUUUCUAUGGAUGUCAAAACGAGAGACUUUGUGUCCCUCGUUCUCGCAUCACCUUCCAAUGCAACAGCUAAUUUAAGAGGAGUUUUUAACACUGUAUCUCUCCUGAGAUACUCCGAUACCCUGAUAGACGCCAUCGUGAAUGAGACGACGUUCUGGGGCGCGAGGCUGGGCUUCGACUCCGGGCUUUUCAUCUCUUAUGACGUUGAGCCAUUCCGUCCCAACAUCUUCUCGGUCAGCGACACCCGUACCGAUUCUGCAUACCCGCCUUCCCGUUCAGUUGGGCUUCUCCCGCUGAACUUGUAUUACGCUUGGGCCUUUGAAAUAUCAGACGAUACCUUCCAAGAUGCUAUCCGGCAAAGUGCAGCACAUUUAUACAAUGUUGCUGUUGGCCAGGGUCAGUCUGACAUCGUCGGUGCCGUCGUCUACCCCAAUUACGCCAUUUUUGACACCCCCGUGGAAAGCCUCUACGGAAGCAAUGUGGCAAGGAUGAAGCAGAUAAAAGCUUCUGUUGAUCCUGACAAUGUUAUGGCUUUGGCUGGAGGGUUUAAAAUUUAACAUAUUUAGUGUAUGCCAAGAACGCAAUGUCUCGAACAGUUCAUAUAAUCCAAAACAAUUAAGAUG